Molecule: messenger RNA, 978 nt
Organism: Oppiella nova
Lineage: Eukaryota; Metazoa; Arthropoda; Arachnida; Sarcoptiformes; Oppiidae
Source: the annotation of a GenBank genome assembly
GACAGGAUCCACACGACAUACAUGUACUUCGGCUCAGGUCUGGGCAUAACGGCGGCCGCGGCUGUCGGUGCGCUCCGGAGUCCGGCAAUGAUGCGAAUGAUGACUAAAAACUCAAUGAUGUCACUGUUACUAACGAUGGGCGCUAUGAUCGGCACCGGAAUGAUCGCCCGAUCCAUACCCUACUCGGAGGGGUUGGGCGCCAAACAGAUGGCGUGGGCCGUCCACUGCGGUGUAGUCGGCGCUGUCAUCGCGCCGUUGUGUCUAUUGGGCGGACCUCUCAUACUGCGAGCGGCCUGUUAUACCGCGGGCAUUGUGGGCAGUCUGUCAGCCGUAGCCGCCUGUGCGCCGAGCGAUAGGUUUCUCAAUAUGGGUGGACCCCUGGCCAUAGGGUUGGGCGUAGUGUUUGCCUCAUCGCUGGGUUCGAUGUUUUUGCCGCCGACCACGGCGUUGGGCGCCGGCCUGUUCUCGUUGAGCAUCUACGGAGGGCUCGUACUGUUCAGCGCUUUCCUGUUGUACGACACGCAGAGGAUUGUGAGGAAAGCUGAGACGCAUCCGGUCUACGGGGACAGACCUUUCGACCCCAUCAACGCAUCCAUUUCCAUCUAUUUGGAUGUAAUUAAUAUAUUCGUACGACUGGUGAUGAUACUGGGGAUGGGAGGCAACAAACGCCGUUAAGCGGACAGUUGGCAACACUUACUAAAAGAGAUACUGUUCCCCUGUGUAGUGAUGACUCCUUUCAAAUGCAUUCAAUUAUUUUUCUCUCUAUUUGUUUUCAAUAUAUUUUUAACUUAUGUCUCGUUUACUAUUUUAGUUUCUCUAUUAGUUUAUGUUUGCAUUAAUUAUAGCUGUAGUUAUGAGACUAAAUAUAAACAUAAAAAUAUAUUUAAACUUUAAUUUUGAUGGUUUGAAAUGCAAUUGAAAUGAUUUAUGAGAGUCUCAUAUAUUUACUCACAAGGAGACUACAGUACAGUACUGUAA